AUGGUCGAAGAUUCAAUCACAGAUAUUUCCCCCAAGGAAGCCACUCCAGAACCACGAUCAUUCUUCGUUCGAGAUUCUGCUCUCAACUCUCCAACAAACGAAAAAGAAGAGGGAGAUUUGGAAGAACCCCAUGUUAAAGGUCGUCCUUCGAAAUGGAGUAUGGGCAUUUUAAAUGUGCCUAAUACUCAUGAAGUUCCUGGCUCGAUCCUCUUACUCACAGGUAAACGAAACGAACCGUUAGGUUUGCGAAAUGCCCCCGCGAGAACUUCAACAUCUACACUUCCACCUCAAACUCCAUACGAUAGAAGUCGUGCAGCUUCAACUUGGUCCGAAAAGAAAUUAACAAAAGAUGGCUCGACCGUUUUGGAUCCUCAACCGGAAGAAUCAAGUAAUGAUCCUCUGAAUUGGCCUGUGUGGAGAAGAGAUGCAGCAUUACUUUCCCUCGGAUUAUACUGCAUGUUAGGAGGUGGUAUGACACCAAUUUUAGCUGCCGGAUUUACCAAUGUGGCAUCUACGUACGACGUUACAACCGCCGAUGUUGCACUUACAACUGGAUUGUAUAUGAUGGGACUUGGCGUUGGUUCGGUAUUUGCUUCACCUACAGCAAUUCUUUACGGAAAACGUCCAGUCUACCUUGGUGGAGCCAUUCUUUUCAUUCUCUCUUGCGUAUGGUGCGCUCUUUCACCUACAUAUAUUUCACUUCUCAUUGCCAGAAUCGUUCAGGGUAUUGCGCUUAGUCCAGUCGAAUGUUUGCCAUCUGCAACAAUUGCCGAGAUUUUCUUUUUACACGAACGUGCUUAUCGUAUUGGGAUUUAUACUUUGUUACUUCUGGGUGGAAAGAAUUUGGUACCACUUGUCAGUGCCGCUGUCAUUCAAUCACUUGGGUGGAGAUGGGUAUUUUGGGUUGUCACCAUGAUUGCUGGCUUUUGUUGGAUACUCCUUUUCUUAUUCGUUCCAGAAACAUUCUGGGAUCGAACUCCACGGCCUAAAAGAUCGCGAUCUAGAAGUCGAAGCAGGAAAAAUUCCAACAUGUCACAAAUAAUUCAUACUCUGGGAGGACUCAGACGUUCAUCAAGUAGAGUUGAUGUAGCUCAUCAGCCUCAACUCGAUGGAACUGAAGGAGAACAACAACCAACGAGAUCUCCUCAAAUCCAGGUGCGACCAACUGAACCAACUCGAAGUAUGCAUAUUGGUUUCGUUCCGGAUGAUAUGAAUUCAGAUUCAACUUCAACAAAAAUUGAUGAAGAUGAUAAGCAAGACAAAGAAGAUAAAGAUGUUAUUACUAGACCUACAAGUCCUCACACUAGACCCAAUCUCCAUCACGCACAUGUAUCAUUUGAUCCUAACACUACUCGACCUACGAGUCGUGAUCAUGACUUCAUACAUCAAGAAGAAUCUCCAAACUCAACAGGGGUACCUACUUUACACAAUUUCAACUCACCUUACUAUAAUAAUGUGGAAAAGUCGGGAGGAAAUUACGUCGAUCGAGGUCGUCCAAUGGAAAGAGUCAGAUCAGGUGCAUCUCUUCGACAUAUUGAAGAAGGUGCUUCUCGUGAAUUAUCCCUUGGACCACAAUACACUAGAGAACUUCGAGAUGGUCCGAGACAAACAUUCAUACAACAACUCAAGGUUUGGAAUGGUCGAUUGUGUAAAGAUAAAUGGCUAGUAGUAGCCAUUCGUCCUUUCAUUUUAUUCACAUAUCCGGCUGUUUUAUGGUCUUCUAUUGUAUACGCUUGUUCAAUAGGUUGGCUCAUCGUUUUAUCCGAAUCUGUCGCCGUCAUUUAUCGAACAAAAGAAACCUACAACUUCUCUGCUCUAUCAACUGGUUUAAUCUAUAUCUCACCAUUUGUUGGUGGUGUAUUAGGUACGGCUGUUGCUGGUAAAGUCAGUGAUGUUAUUGUACGCGCCAUGUCUCGUCGCAAUGGAGGCCUUUAUGAACCUGAAUUCCGUUUGAUAAUGGCAGCACCAGUCGCAGUUACCACCGUCAUUGGACUAAUGGGUUUUGGCUGGUCCGCUCAUGUUCAUGAUAAAUGGAUUGUACCAACAAUCUUUUUCGGUAUUAUUUCGUUUGGUUGUUCUCUUGGUUCAACAACGGCAAUCACUUUCUGUGUGGAUAGUUAUCGACAAUAUGCAGGAGAAGCAUUAGUAACUUUGAACUUUAGUAAGAAUAUCUUUCAUGGAUUGGUAUUCAGUUUGUUCUUUACGAAAUGGUUGGAGAGAAGUGGAAGUAAAAGUGUUUUUAUUUGGUUGGGAGUUAUUCAAUUAAUUUUGAUGGCGGCCAGUAUACCAAUGUAUAUUUGGGGAAAGAGAGCUAGGAUGUGGACUGUUAAGAAGAAUUGGAUUGAGAGAUUUGGAGAGAGAUGGGGUAAAUAG
This is a messenger RNA of Sclerotinia sclerotiorum 1980 UF-70, 2373 nucleotides long. RefSeq lists its product as hypothetical. The transcript is spliced from 3 exons. NCBI's taxonomy places the organism in Eukaryota, Fungi, Ascomycota, Leotiomycetes, Helotiales, Sclerotiniaceae. Gene Ontology annotation, molecular function: transmembrane transporter activity. The record is from RefSeq and is a predicted model, not a curated record. The coding region runs from base 1 to 2373 and encodes 790 amino acids. Gene Ontology annotation, biological process: transmembrane transport.